GUAGAAUAAAAGCUUGAGACUUCUCUCUCAAAAGACUAAGUGUAGUCUUGGUGCUUCGGCACAGAGCGUUUGAGAUAAUACUCUGGAGACGCUCAUAUCUACUACCACCUAUCCAUAAAAAACUAUACACCAACCAUUAACACCACAAAGAAUUCUCCAACACCAUUUUCAACGAUCAUAAGCAAUCAGCCUCCCUCGCACCACAUGGGGACGUUCAGUAGCAAGAAGUUGCAUCAAUCAACCUAAGCAACGAUCAGGUAUGUCGGAUAAUCCCAGUAGCAGUAACAAUUACUUUAAUUAUUUAAGUAAAAAUGAGGAAGAAAAUUAUUUUCUAGAUGGAAUAUUAGAUGUCAAGAAAAUUAAGGAACAAACUAAUUUUACCUUAUCAGAAACGCAAAAUUUUAUUAUUAAGUCUUUUUUAUCCAAACUAUUUGAUAGAAAAAAUAUAAUUAAAUAUGGAAAAAUGAUAGGAGAAACGACAGUACCAAUAGAACAAACUAAGGGAGAUUUCCUAAUUCAAAUAAUAAAUAGGGAACAAAUUAGGAAAAAAUUAUCCAAGUUACAACAGGAAGAAAGAAAUAAAAUAGCUUAUAUUCACAUUAGCACGAUACAAAUCAUUCUAAAAUCUACUAUGAAAACAGGGAUAAGUGCACCUAUAGAACUAGAAAUAAGAGAUGAUCGACUCAUCAAUAGAGAAGAGAGUAUUAUUGCAAAAGGAAAAGGAAAUCUAGGAGUAGGAAUAAUCAAAUUCGAUAUUAAUCUACAACAAGGAAUUAGUUUAACAUAUGGGAAUCUCGACUCUUCCAUUAUUAUAAAGUAUGAAUUGAAAAGAAAAAAUUUCAUGAAAGAAAACAGUAAACCUUUUUCGGUAACAUACCAAAUAAACUUUGCACUGACCAAUAGUCAUCAUAGUCUAGCGUUUAAAGAUAAGGAAGCCAUCACCAUAGAAGAUUUAUUCAAACCAUUAAUUCAAUUAGAAUCUCCUCUAAAAAUAAUAAAAUCAAAUUAUGAUCAUCCAAGAAUAAGUAUAGAUGAGAGAAGUUCUUCCAUGAGAUUAACCGAUAAGCAGAAGGAAAUGGAAAAAGAAGAAAACAAGGAAAUAAAAAACAUAACUAUACUUCAUCAAAAUGAUAAUACUAGUGAAAUAAAAAAGUUACAAGAACUAAUCGUAGAAAUGAGUGAAAAAUUGUAAAGAUGCCUAACACUUAUUACAUAAAUAAAUUGAUAGAAGGAAUAGAUGCAAUAGACCUUACAUCAGUAGGCGACAUUAAUACGGUUACGUUAGAAUUAUCUCACUUCGUAUCAGAUAUUGUAGAAGAACAAAUGUCUAUCGGAAAUUCAGAAAUAUUAGAGAAAGCCGUAUCUAAAACUGAAUUAAUUACCGAUAUAAUAACUAGUCUAAACAAAAUAAAGCAGAAACUAGAAAAUAGAUAAACCAAAAACAACAAAAUGAAAAUUAACCACCUUUAUUUGGGCCAUUCCAUGAAAGAAAAAGAAAGAAUGAGACUUGUUGCAGAAAACAAGGAAAAGAAAGAAUGAUUAGAUUCUUUAGUAAGCUUUUUAAAAAUAAAGAGAUGAUUGAGACUUCUCAAGAAACAAUAUAUGAAACACAGAAACUUAGGAAUUUGGAAUCGUAAAAUUAUUGGUAUUAGAGCUAAAAUGGGAAAAGACCAAAAAGUGCAACCCGCUUCAACCCGACGGGUUCACUUUGACACAUAUACCUGGGACCAGCACGCUUUUUUCUAAUAGGUAAAAACCUUUCAUGCUAAAAGCAAGCAGUCGAUCUUUCCGCCUCUGGUCUCGCCAUCCCUCUACACCAGAAGAGAGCUCCAGCGGGCCAAACGCUGCAGAAAAACCCAAUCCUUCCUGUCCGCCCGCCGCCGCCGCCUCCAUCCUCUCCCUCCCCUCUUUGAAAGAAGAAGAACUCGGCAGCAAAUCAUGUGCGAAGAUUUGCGAAAGCGAAAUACAGAUUGCAAACACUUUCUGGCGUCCCCCGUCUCUUGCAAGAAGGCUUGUUCUUCGAUCUUUCCCUGCCAUUCCUUCCUUCUUCUACUUCCAUUCCUUCACGAAACUCUUUGUUACCUUCUCAAUUCCUGCCCCCUGUUCGGAAAUGCAUUCUUUCAAGGUUCCGGAUUCGUUCUAAUGACUACCGCCGUUCGCACUGACCCCUCUGAUACAGGUUUGGUUAGAUUUCAUUUUAGGGUUUCAAUUUUGAUUAUGGGAUCUGUGGGGGUUAUCUUUGUUGAGAAUCCAUGGUUUUUCUGUAUCUUAACCGGUCGCUGGAGUAACUCUUUGCGCGGAUAGUUAGGUUAACCCACCUUUCUCUGUUGAGAAACUGGGAAUUUCUUGGCAUUAUCAACAAUGAAUUGAUUCUACGGUCAGUUGUUGGGCAAGAUUGCCAUUCGUUUCAUGUAAUGCAUACUGGCUCUUGGAAUCCUUUGAUGACUUACUUGAUUCUUUUGCAGGGCGCUGAUUGUGAGUACCGGCACAAUGAGACAGCAAGGAAGAACUCUAGGGAUUGCAAGUUCUGGUUGUCUGGGGCCUGUCCAUUUUCAAGCUGCGACUUCAGACAUCCGGUAAGCAGUUCUUUCUUGAAACGUUUCUAUGAGGGAGUUGCUUCUAAUUCUAUAUCAUCGUAGAGUGCACCGCUGAUAUAAUUGAUUCUCAAAUUUAUAAUUGCAAGUAAUUGUUGUUUCACAUUCAUGGUUCCAAUGGGUUUUAUGGUGAUGAUUUGCUUACUGUUUAGAGGUCCAGUUGCCUUAUAUGUGAGUUUUAGAAGAUGGCAGCACCACCCCACCAUUUUGCAUUUUGAUGCGUGGAUAGGUUACCAUGCUCUAGAGUUAUUUCCCUAAUCCAGUUCUUGCGGUGAAUAUGUGCAGGAUUCUGUCACUGAGACACAUCCUUGUCGGCUCUGAAAUUAGCAUAUUUCUUUUUUUUUCCCCACGUAACUAAGCUAUCGGAUUUAAUGGUGUGAAUGGCAGUUCGACAUCUUAUGAGCAGCUUGCUAACCAACCAUGCUUUCUGUCCCCUUUUCCUUCUUUUCCUUGGUCAUUGCCUCUCAUUCCCUAAACCAGGAUGAUUUGAAAACAUAAAUUUAAUCCUGGUGGUCUUCUCAUGGAAACUUGUUGAAUAGCUAAUUAAAUUAGUUAGUUACCAAUGUGUGUUUAUCUUUGGUCCUAAUCUUUUCUUCAUGCGUAUUGUUAGUUCUAUGACUGGCUGAUUAUGUGCUCUGUAGAUUUCAUUGUAGAUUGAUAUGCAUGCACGUAAUCGGUGUCAUCUUCUUAGCCAAUUCAUAUUCAUGGGUCUGAUGGUAUUUCUGAUGAGGGUUUGGUUAGUGUUUAGAGCUUCUAGUUGCCUUAUCUUUGAGCAUUAGAAGAUGAUUGUAUCGCCAACCAUUCAGCAUUUCGAUCUGCAGACAGAUCAUAAGUUUCAAGAGUUGUUUCUUUUGCCCUGUUCUUGGUUGUGAAUGUGUGCUUUCUGUCUGUCUCUGAGUCAUUUCUUUGUAGGCAAGCAAGUUCUGAAAUUAGAAAAUAUUUCACAUUUUUGUUGUUGAGUGAAUGUUUCACCUAUUCAAGGUAUUGGAUUUAGUCAUUGCAAAUGGUAGCAGACAUCAUUGCUGAAUGCCUUUAGGGCGGUUUUAUUGAUGAGGAUUUCUGAUUGUGGUGAUGGCAGAUUGCUAACUAACCAUGAUUUCUGCCUCCCUUUUCCUUCUUCUCCUUUCUAAUUCAUCUCUGCAUUUUCCUGACUUUGUUACUGGACCUGUACUUGGUAAUUGCCUCUCAUUCCCUAUGCCAUGAUCUGAAAACAUGAAUUCAAUCCUGCUGCUGUUCUCAUUGAAACUUGUUAGAAAUCUGAUUAUAUUCGUUAGUUCGUAAAGUAUCAGUUAAUCUCCAAAGAGUUAUAGGGUGUAUAUAUAGAUAUUAGACCAAUCAAUUUCAGAUCUGUUUUUCAACUUCAUAUUCAUCUGAUAAAAUUAUCUGAACUGUCAGCAGCUUCAAGAAAAUCCAUCUGAAGCUUCUUCAUCUGGUCCAGCGCUAACUCAGAUUACUCCACCGUCAAUCAAGAUUGCAGAACCUUGCUCUUUCGAAUUUUCUCAUGCGGUACAAAAAGAUAAGCUGAGCCCUCUACCGGAUGAUGUGCUCAUCCACAUACUCUCUUUCCUACCUACCAAGUAUGUCGUAUGCACUAGCGCCCUAAGCAGACGGUGGAUCCAUCUAUGGAAAAGUGUACCCACCAUCGGUCUCGACGUAUCGUUGCUGAUGAAUCAUGUAAUAGUGUCGGCUGGGGAAGCUAGAAUAAAGUCGGAAUUCCCCUUAUUCGUCAACGCGGUUCUGAGACACCACAGGAAUCUUGAUUUUGUUCGGCCUUUCAGCAUUGACUUUACCUUCUCCUCUUCUGGUGUUUUUCCAUUCGAUCCACAGCUUGAUGGGAAGGAACUGGGGUUUGGGCCUCGCCUUGAGGAAGCUGAGGUUAGGUUUGCAGAUGCAGCGUUACCUGAAAUUCUAUGCAAACUUCCAGAUAGCCUCUACAUUUUGGAAAAACUUAAAGUUUCUCAGCUCGGAAGGUUUAGAAUGACUGCAACUGGGUUUGUGUCCCUUCCAAGUCUGAAGACCUUGUUGAUUAGUGAUUGCACGACUAACAUCGAGACAUUAAGAAGGCUACUUUCUGGGCGUCCUGUUCUGAAGGACCUGACUCUGUGUUUCUGCAGUUUGGAAGAGGAUGACGAUGACGAAGAAAAAGAAAUUGUUGUUUCCUCACCGUCAUUGAGAGAUUUGCAUAUUGAAAUGAAUCCCGAUGAUACAGAGUCACUUUGCAGGUCUAUCAUUGUCAUUGAAGCCCCGGAGCUCCGCAAUCUCUAUCUUGCAGAUUUCACAAGCUUACAGUUUAGACUGCUCACUCCAUUUCGAGACGUUGCCUCAGCUAAGAUUUUUACUACUAGGUUCACAGUAGGGUCGCAUCAGGCCCUGAUUGGUUUAAUCAUCGAACUCUCCAAUGUCCAUGAAGUUAGAUUGAUUGGCAAGACUGCGGAAUAUUUGCGUUCAGGUGGUGAAGAUGUUUGGAUGCCCGCCUUCCCCAAGUUGCAUAAAGUGAAUUGCCCUAGAUCACAUUUAUCUUGGAUUGUGCACUUCUUUAUGCGCAAAGCUGGAAACCUAAAAUAUUUUGAGGUUUGAUAAUUUCAUGGGCAUUGAAGAGUUGGGUUAGUAAAUCAAUCAGGGCUUCACGCAAGCCUUGGCCUGUCGUUUGAAUCACAGCUUUGCGAAUGCCUUGGCCUGUCGUUUGAAUCACAGCUUUGCGAAUGUCUGGAAAUAGAGUCUGACCCCAAAACUUUAACCUUGUGAAAUCAAUAAGCAAGACAUCGUGAAGCUCUGGAGUUUCAAUGGCAAUUGUACACAUGCCAAGUGACCUUGGAUCAGAUGGAAAAAUGAGAAUCUGCAGAGAUCUCAGUGACGGCAAGGAAACAAUGAUUGACCCUUCUACGUCAUCAUCUUCCAAACUGAAAUAGGACAGACUAAGAUCCUUCAGAACAGGAGAACCAGAAAGUAGCCUUUUUAAUGUCUCGAUGUUAGUUAUGCCACCGUGAAUCGCUAACGUCUUCAGACGUGGCAGAGAAACAGACCCGCAAGCAGUCACUCUAAAUCGUCCGAUCAUCGCACAUUCAAGCUUCUCAAGAGUGUAGAAGGUAUUCGGAAGCAAGUGUGAUAUUCCAGGUACCUCCACUUCCCUAGGAAACCAAACCUCGACUCUCUCAAGAUCAGGCCCAAAUACUAGUUCCCUCCGGUCUAGCUGUGGACCAAAUAGAAGCUCACCAGAAGAGUAGAAGAUAAAGUCAAUGCAGAUACGCUGAACAUAAAUGAGAUUCCUGUGCUGCCUCAGAACCGCAUUGACGAAAAAGGGGAAUUCCGAUUUUAUUUUACCUUCCUCAGCCGGCACUAUUGCAUGAUUCUCAAGUCUCGGUAUUCUGAGAUCGAUGGUUGGUACCAUUUUCCAUAUAUCCAUCCAUCGUCUGCUUAAGGCGCUAGUGCGUACGGCAUACUUGGUAGGUACAAAAAAGAGUAUGUGGAUGAGCACAUCAUCUGGUAGAGGGCUCAGCUUGUCUGUUUGUACCGCAUGGAAAAAUGUGCCUUUCUCACCUUCGAAGCAGUAGCCCUGGGAGUUGAAAGAGAAAGGUUCUGAUAUCUUGAUUGACGAUGGAGUAAACUGAGCGAGCGCUGGACCAGAUGAAGAAGCUUCAGCAGGCUUUACUACUUCCUGCAAAAAUUAUCAAACCACCCUGGCGAUGAGACUACUGCAACAAAGUUAUCGUUUAAGAUAUAGAUAUGGAACUAACACUUACGCUAUUCUCCUGCAAGUACAUUCUUUUUUUCCAUUUCGAUUUGUUCUGAAAAGCUGAUUGUUUUGAUCAUUGUUUCAGGAAUGUCUGCGUUCAGGUGGCGAAGAUGUUUUGAUACCCGUCUUCCCCAAGUUGUAUAGUUUGAGUUGCCCUAGAUCCCACUUCUCUUGGAUUGUUCACGUCUUUGUGGACCGAGCUCCCGAACUAACACAUCUUGAGUUUGAUCCGGUGAGUUCCAUAUCUAUAUCUUGAAAGAUAACUUUGUUACAGUAGUCUCAUAGCCAGGGUUUGAUAAUUUUUGCAGGAAGAUGAAUACUAAGGUUGAGGGUCGCUUUCUGAUAACACAGUUCUUGCCCAGUUCCCACUGAUUACCAUUGAAUCUCCGUGUCCAGCUUCAGAAGACCAUGCAGGGGGUUUUUGAUCAUUGCAAUUUGUAUUGACAAUCUGUCAGCUUCAUGGUUUCUAUUUUGUGGAAUAUUGGUUUAGGGUUUUGUGGGGUUUACUGAGCGUUUUUUAAGAUAAAAAAUGUUCUGAAACUGAAGUAUAUGGAGGCUUCAUACUCUUUUCAUCUCAUAUGUUUAGAAUCCCGCCGUGCUCCCAGAUGGGAUGGUUGUGAAUGUGACACGAGAAAAAUGAGUGGUUAUGACAGUACUUUACAUUUCUUUCAACUAAAUAGCUAAUCUGGAAAGAAAUACAUUUUUUAGGGGUAAAUACAAUUUAAUAUCCAAA
This is a messenger RNA of Linum trigynum, 7060 nucleotides long. NCBI's taxonomy places the organism in Eukaryota, Viridiplantae, Streptophyta, Magnoliopsida, Malpighiales, Linaceae. The record is from the annotation of a GenBank genome assembly.